AUGCAAGAAACCUUCCUACACUUGUUCCAAUGCGGUGGGCUAGAGUCCACAGAUCCCUACGAGUCUGUGACUCAGCAGAAAAAAGUCUUCUGGGAGCCUCGUGCUUCCUCACGAGGACAGAGGAUUGGGUUGUCCAGUCGUCCUUCUUCUCCUACAAGUAUCUAUUACAUUCCUUCUCGUGAAAAAAUGAUUGAGAUUCGCCAAGACUCCAUGAAUCGUUCCGGUCGAUCUGGAUUAUUUUCUAGAACAACUUCCAGUACUCCGAUGAGAUUCUCAUUUGAAGAUUAUGAGUAUGACAUGGAGGAGGGGGCGAAUGAAAAUGAAAAUAACUCCAUCCGAACUUUCAGCAUCCGCACCAACGGUGCUAACCAGUUCUCUCAUCCAGUGAAGAGAGUAAACUCGUUAUCGACAGUAACGACUGCCGAUAGCGCUUCCGUGAUGGAAGACCUACAACAAGACGAAGCCCACCACAUUGACAUUGUUGCUGGUCGUGAGUAA
Molecule: messenger RNA, 498 nt
Organism: Cylindrotheca closterium
Lineage: Eukaryota; Bacillariophyta; Bacillariophyceae; Bacillariales; Bacillariaceae
Source: the annotation of a GenBank genome assembly